Molecule: messenger RNA, 2268 nt
Organism: Microplitis mediator
Lineage: Eukaryota; Metazoa; Arthropoda; Insecta; Hymenoptera; Braconidae
Exons: 6
Coding region: 146-613 (155 amino acids)
Source: RefSeq, a predicted model, not a curated record
GAUUUAUUUUUGGUAGGGUCGCUUAUGGCUGAGUCGUAUACCUGCCUCAAGAAUAAGUGCUGAUAUCAUCAUUCAAUAUAAAUACACAGUAGAAUUUAUUUCUCAUCACGUAACUAUAAUAAAUUAUUAAAAAUUGUUUAAAAAUAUGGGACGACAUUUAAUACUCAGUUUGUGUUUUGUGUCACUCGCACUAAUAUGUUGCCAAGGUGAUAAGUAUGAGUGUGGGCCUAAUGAGUCACGGAAUCUUUGUGGCCGUUCAUGCGAACCUUCUUGUGAACAAAGAGAUUUUUCUGUAGCAAUCUGUCCACAAUGUACUUAUCAAACAGAAGGUUGUCGUUGCGACGAAGGGUAUUUGAGAUACAAAGAUAGAUGUAUUCUACCUAAAGAUUGUCCACCUAAACCUCCAACCAAUCCUCCAGCAACCGAUUGUGCCUAUGGAGAGAUUAAGGGGGCUUGUGGAAGACUUUGCGAAGGAGAUUGCACUGAUCCUUUUUUACCAGAAGUAUGCGGACGCAUUAGAUGUGCAACAGCAAGUUGUCAAUGCGAUUUAGUUAAAGGAAUGGUAAGACAUCCUGGAGGACAUUGUGUUCACAAGAGUCGAUGCCCUAAAUAAUGUUGCUAAAAAAUUUGAAGAUUCGUAACAUUUCUUAUUUGUUUUUAUAAAAUAAACUAAUAAAGAUUAUUAGAAAAUACGUUGUGUAAAAUAACUUUCCUGUCUUGGAUAAUAAUAUUAUUGCAGAUAUGUUUAUAUACCUGAAUAUUUAAUAAAAUCUCGUCAUUUUUUCUGUACUUGUAACAAACUAACUCAAAUAUUUUUUUUUUUUAAUAUAAACUUCGUACGUCAAUCAAAUUUUUUUUAAUUUUGUUGUUGAGAUAAUAUAUGAAUAAAUAAAAAACAAAUAAGUUGAUGUUUAAAAAUAGCUUGAUUUUUUUACUGAUAGCUUACAAUUGUAUAAACACGACAUAGUUCUAUAGAUGUACUGAUAUGUGUAAUUGUAAAUGCAUUUGUAUAUAAGCUCAGUCAUAACUUAAAUACUUAGGAAAAUAGACGCGAAAUACAUAGCGAUAAGCUGUAAAUUAAGUAAUUUAAGAAUAUAUAUACGUAUAUUCAAUAUAUUUACAAUAUGGGUUAUAAAAUGAUAUUUUUAAUAUCUGCUAUUUUUUGUGUACAAACAAUUGAUUCAAAAACGAACGAUAAUUGUGCACAGGGUGAAACUAUAUUGUACUGUGCAAGACUGUGUGAAGCGACAUGUAAAACACCAUACAUUACUGAACAAUGCAAGCAUACUAAUUGUCUCCUCGGAGGAUGUGGAUGUGAUUUGGAUAAAGGAUUCGUUAGAGAUCCAAAAACUGAUACCUGCGUGCAAGAAGCUAACUGCAGUAAAUAAACAGUUAUAAGAAUUGUCUUCAAAAGCAUUAUGAAUAAAAAUUUAAUUAUUUUGGAAAGUCUUUUAUCGGAACGUUGUCAUUGUAUAAAAUUUUACUGUAGGUUUUUAUAUCAAAACCUAGUCGUUUUCGAUUGGGACCAACUAUGAUCUUAAAUAUCUUGAAUCACAGUAUUUAUUUUUAUUUUUUAGGUCAACAUCGCAAUUUAUUAAUUUCAAACAAUUACAGUCGAACUCCAUUAACUCGGAUUCCAUUAUCUCGGAACUUCCCUUCAAUCUUGACCCUAACUACGAGCUACGCUGUCUCCCACCGGAUACUAUACAUUUGUAUGUCUCUGUCAUGGAGACUUUAAAGUCUCCAUAGUCUCUGUCUAUAUUUAUUUAUAUAUCAUUCAUGUAGAUGUAAUAGCGCAUGCGUUAUAGUUUCCUUCCAAAGAAGAAGGGGCAUCCGUUAAGUCGGAAAUUUAAAGAAAUUUCCGCUCCUUCGUAAACUAACCGUCCGAGUUAAUGGAGUUCGACUGUAUUUUAUUUAUUAAAAUAAUUAAUUUGGAUUAUUAUCCUUCUCUUUACUCAUAACAAUAGUAACCCGAAAUUCUCUUCAAUAGAUAAUCAUUUUAAAAUGAUUAAUAGUUUGCCUGCAAAUAAUUUGCAAUUCAUCAUUUGUAAUCAAUUACAUAAAGUAAUAAAGGUAAAUCAGUACCCAAAACUUGUGUUUUCAUUUAUAAUUUACAUCAUCACGCAAAUGUUUAUCAUGAACCGAAUAAUAUCCCAUUCAAUCAAACGUCAAUAAUAAUUUGUACAUAAAUGCAAGCCGCUUAAAUUAAUUAAACUUACGUGACAAAUGAAUUCAAAUCAAUCAAUAAAUGUACCCACAUAUUUAUUU